Molecule: messenger RNA, 1700 nt
Organism: Miniopterus natalensis
Lineage: Eukaryota; Metazoa; Chordata; Mammalia; Chiroptera; Miniopteridae
Gene: USP18
Product: ubiquitin specific peptidase 18
Biological process (GO): protein deubiquitination
Cellular component (GO): nucleus; cytosol
Molecular function (GO): cysteine-type deubiquitinase activity
Source: RefSeq, a predicted model, not a curated record
AUGGGCAAAGUGUUUGGGCUCCUGAAAAUUUCCCAAUCAGUCCUGGUUGAGUCUCAGCAUUUCUCGGCAGACCCUAUUGAGAAGAAGCAGGAGAACAGCAACAUGAAGAAGAAGAGGGAGCAGCUACUAAAACAGUUUGGUGCCUGGGACUGCCCUCAGGACCCAGUUGGUUUACACAACAUUGGACAGACAUGUUGCCUUAACUCCCUGAUCCAGGUAUUGAUCAGGAACAUGGGCUUCACCCAGAUACUGAAACGGAUAACAGUACCAAGGGAAGUGGAAGAGCAGAGGAGAAAUGUCCCCUUCCAGCUGCUCUUACUGCUGGAGAAGAUGCAGGACAGUCGACAGAAGGCAGUGCGGCCCAUGGAACUCGUCUAUUGUCUCCAGAAGUACAAUGUACCAUUGUUUGUCCAACAUGAUGCUGCUCAACUCUACCUCACAGUCUGGAACCUAAUUAAGAGCCAAAUCACUGAUGUGGACCUGGUGGAGAGACUGAAGGACCUGUAUACGAUUCAGAUGAAGGAGUCGUUGAUUUGCCUUGAAUGUACGGUAGAGAGUAGCAGAAACAAUAGCAUGCUGACCCUCCCACUUUCUCUUUUUGAUAUGGACUCAAAGCCCCUGAGAACACUGGAGGAUGCCCUUCACUGCUUCUUCCAGCCCAGGGAGUUUUUGAACAAGUGCUUCUGUGAGAACUGUGGGAAGAAGACCUGUGGGAAACAGGUCUUGAAGAUGACACAUUUGCCCCAGACCUUGACAAUCCACCUCAUGCGGUUUUCCAUCAGGAAUUUGCGGACAGAAAAAAUCUGCCACUCACUCUAUUUCCCCCAGAAUUUGGAUUUAAAUCAGUUUCUUCUGACUGAGAAGGACCUCUGCAAUGCUGAGUACCAGCUUGGAGAACAGUAUGAACUCUUUGCUGUGAUUGCCCAUGUGGGGCUGGCUGACUUCGGUCAUUACUGUGCCUAUAUCCGAAAUUCUGUAGAUGGAAAAUGGUUCUGCUUCAACGACUCCAGUGUUUGUUGGGUAUCCUGGGAAGACAUCCGGUGUACCUAUGGAAAUCAUAACUGCCGCUGGCGGGAAACUGCCUAUCUUCUGGUUUACAUGAAGACUGAGUCCUAAUGGAUGUACCCUAAAUCUUCAAAGACUGACCAAGAAUCAUUUUCCUUGUCUAUUCCUGAAUCUGCUCUUUUAAGAGAUUUUACAAUGAAGAGAAGCACUGUUUUCAAAUUGUAUAAUUAAACUUUAUUUGUAAUCAGGGGUGAUUAUCAAAAUUUUUAACAGUGAUACUCUACAGGUCUUGAUCAGUCAGAAUGGAUGUUUCCACCAGUGGACUCUGGCCACAUGGUUGGAGCAGUGUCUUGUGUGUUCCCUGCUGUGCAAGACAUUAAUCUUUUAGUUGAGAGCUUGUGGGAGUCCAGAUGCUUUCAGGAAAGGAGAGAGCUGGCUAGCAGUGGUAGUGGGAAGCUUUCAGGUGGCAAGAGGCAAUGGUAGGGAAGCAUUUAAAUAUUUUACAACUAGUGUGACUGUACUGGUAUGUAUUGGCUGAGUAUAAUUUCUGUUUAUACCUUUUAAAUGUAUUCUUAAAACCCAUGUUAAUUUCAUAAAACUCGGGUGUUUUAUACUUGUUAUUCAAAUAUGUGCUGAUCACUCUCUAUAAGAUUGCAUGCUAGGCACAAUAAUGAAUAAACUUUUUUUCUCUCAAA